Exaiptasia diaphana is the source of this 3557-nucleotide messenger RNA. RefSeq names its product nephrocystin-3. The record is from RefSeq and is a predicted model, not a curated record. Gene Ontology annotation, molecular function: protein binding. Bases 210 to 3071 code for a protein of 953 amino acids. NCBI's taxonomy places the organism in Eukaryota, Metazoa, Cnidaria, Anthozoa, Actiniaria, Aiptasiidae. The transcript is spliced from 3 exons.
CAUUGCUCUUCCUUCUCCUAAGGAAUACCUGUGGUCUGACUCCACCUACGACAGGAUGGAAUGCUGUCCCUCUACCAACUGAUGAAAGCAUAGAGGCUGAUCUGAUUCGAGUGAGGCUUUGUCGAAAUAACAUCAUUCAUGAUUAUAGCGUAAAGGCAGAACUCUCUGAUGCUGAUUUUGAAACCCACUGGGCUAAAAUUGAGGCAGCAAUGAUAAGACUUGGAGGAUUGCAGUAUGAACCAGAAAUCCAGCGUCUUAAAAUCGGGUCAAUUGAUCCAGAAAAUGAAACCUACCUAAAUAUUCUUCUUCAAUCUUGGGAAGAAGGCGAAGAAAAGAAAAUGGAAAUCAUCAUACAAAAGCUAAAUAAGUUAUCAAUGCAAUUACCUUCUAAAAAUGAAAGUCUGCCACAGUUUUGCAUUCUGCCUCAGAAACCAUCUCAUCCAACUAUCAACCGUACCAGUGAAGUAACAGAGAUAAUGUCCAACAUACAGCAACUUAAAGCAAUGUUUCCACAUGAAAUCACCGUUACGUAUUUGUCUGGUAAUCCUGGUUGUGGGAAAAGUGAGAUUGCGAGGCAGAUUGGAGAGAAAUAUUUUGAAGAUCUUGAGGAAUCAGCCAAGUGCGUAUCGACUCUGAACGCAUCCAAUCUUGAAACCUUAACUCUAUCAUAUAUCGAUCUGGCAAGAAACCUUGGAUGCAGCGAAGAAUCCAUAGCAUCAAUCAAUACCAUCACCUCUCAAGAACACAAACUCGCUCAACUACGAGGAAAUGUCUCCAUACAACUGCACAGCUACACCUCCUGGCUGAUGAUUGUAGACAAUGUGGAAGAUCUUCAACUAGUUUCAAAGUUUCUCCCUCAUGCAGGCGAAAAUCUGCAACACAGUAAAGGCCAUAUCCUAAUAACAACGCAAGACAGCCCGUCAAUACCAUUGCGUGAUCCACAUGCACAUCAUAUGGCCUUAAGCCGUGGUAUGGAACUCGAGGACGCAGUGGAAUCAUUGCGUGAAAUUUCUGGAUGUUCUAACAAAGAAGAAACUAUGAAUGCUGUUGCUAAGCAGCUUGAUUUCCAGCCUUUAGCUCUCGCUUGUGCAGCAGUAUACAUUCAAGAAGUUGGAAUUGUAGAUCCUACAAUGACAUGGGAAAAAUACCUUCAGCACAUCCAAAAAUCCAAUAUUGAGUCAACUGAAAGAAUGUAUGAAGAAAUCAACAACUCGUAUAAAAAGUCGAUGACAACAGCUGUAAAGAUGGCAGUUCAAAAUGUCAUAGAGAGAAGUCCAGUAAUGCUCCAUGCUUUUGAAUUCYUGGCUGCUUUGGCUYCAGAGUUCAUAUCGUUAGAUGAUGUUGUAAGUUAUGUGAUGAAAUGUAUGCCUAACGAAGCCGACAAAAAUUUAUUGGCAAGAAAGAUAAUGAAGUCCUCACUCGUCCUUACGUCUGAGAAUACAGUUGAACCAAUGGUUCGUGUCCAUCAAGUUGUUUUCAAAGUUGUUCAAUCAGUAGUCCAAGAAUUACACAGCGAAGAAGAAGAUGAAUUGUCGUAUCUAACAAAAGUGAUUGAAGUGUUUUCAUAUCUUGACAAAAUGGAUAAAAAUAGCAUUGAUUACAUCAAAUCUACAGGCAAACUUGUUGUGCACGUGGUAAGUUUGUCUUACAAAGUAAAAAUGUUUUUCGAGCGACGCCAAAUUUUGCUUUCGGCAGAAAAGGACAAGUAUGGAGUACGCUACCAAUUAAACAGAACGAGUACGAGUCAAUAUCUACAAGUAAUGACACUAUUGAAGAAUCGUCUGUAUGAAGUUUUGAGAGAACAGCAAAAGUAUGAUAUAUGUAGAAGUCUGCUAGAAAUAUGCAUGUCACUUACAAUUACAAAAUCUGACACUACGAAGAACGAGGUCGACACGAAAACUUCAGACGAGCACAUGUACAAUGCAAACAACAUUAAAGAGCAACUAUGGUUCUUUAGCGAUUUGGGAUUCACAUUAAAAAACCUUGGUGAAUACCGUGAAGCAAAGGAGUGUUAUGAAAAAUCUCUAGAAAUGGCCAGGAUGACCUACGAAAACACUCACACUGAAGUGGCUACAAGUUUAAAUAACUUAGGAACAUUGCUGUCGCACCUAAACAAAUUUGUAGAAGCCAAAGAAUAUUUUCAAAAAGCGAUCGCUAUCUACAAAAGCACGUACGGAGAAAAUCACCCAUCAGUGGCUACAAUUUUAAGUAAUCUAGGAUCAGCAUUGAGUAAUCUUGGAAGUUACAAAGAAGCAAAGGAGUAUCACGAAAAAGCACUUGCCAUAAGAAAAAGCACGUACGGAGUCAAUCAUGCUGAAGUGGCUACAAGUUUAAAUAAUCUAGGAUCAUCAUUGAGUAAUCUUGGAAGCUACAAACAAGCAAAGGAGUGUCUCCAAAAAGCACUUGCAAUCGCCGAAAGCACGUAUGGAAACAAUCACAGCCAUGUGGGUACAAUACUAUCUAAUCUGGGAGUAGUAUUGAGUGACAGUGGGGAAUAUAAAGAAUCAAAGGAUUGUAUAGAAAGAGCCAUUGACAAAACACUACUUGACGAGAGUCAUACUUCUAUAGGAAUUUACUUAUAUAACCUGGGCCUUUCACUGCACGCUUUGGGCAUCAACGAGGAAGCCAAAGAUGUUUUUGAAAGGUCACUUACAAUCCUUGAAGCUGCAUAUGGUGAAGACCAUCCACGAGUAGCAAGAACAUUAAAUGGCCUGGGAGAACUCCAGCUGGAACAGGGAGAUAACGAACUAGCCAAACUGAAUUUUGAAAGAGCAUUAGCUAUCAAUGAAAAAUCAWUAGGUGCACUUCAUCCUGAUUUUGCUAUGACUCUGAACAACCUUGGAAAACUCUCUGAAAAUCUUAAUGAAUAUGAACAAGCCAAAGCCUACUUUGAAAGAGCACUGAAAAUCAACGAAGAAGCAUUACAUGGAAGCCAUCCUAAAAUUGCCAUUAUUUUAAACAACCUUGGACAUCUCUUGGUCAAACUGAAGAAAGAUGAAGAAGGGAGCCAUUGCUUGGAAAGAGCGCUUGCUAUCAAGGGAAAGAAUCCAGAUUACGCGUUUAAGUUUUAAAGGACUUAUUAUGGCAAUGUUCCCAUCAUAAUCCACAAAGUAAUUAACUUUUAGAUGUCGGAAUUUCACUUGUUGCUGGUAAAAAAUUAUAUUGAAAACAAUAGGGUUCCCUACAGCAGAAUAAGCAGCCAGUUGUACUCGCUGUUAUGUGGAGAGCGAUAUCUCUCAGAAGAGUUCAUAAAUCUACUUGUGAGCUAUUACUGUGACACAGCAAGCAGUAGUACUGAAAGAUGCAGUAAUAUUAUUCUACCUUCAUUUCUUUCGACGGGAUUUGUGUCUGAAAGCCUUGUACAGUUCGGUUGAAACGAGAUUCUUGCCUGUGCAUAUGGAUUUUUGUCAUUCGGGGCCGUCUUUAAAAUCCAUAACACCAUUUAUGUAUCAAUGAACUGUGUCUUUACCUGGCAUUUUAUUACUCCACGCUUCCUUGCCUAUUUAAUCUUCAAGCUUUCAACUGUUCAUCGUGAUUGCUGACAUUCCACCAAUAAU